CACCGGCCGCGUUUCGGAAGGCAUUUGGCCCUGGGGACGCUCCGUAGUCCACGGUGUAGUAAAUACCCGUGCUGAACGAGCGAGCUGUGGUUACGAUUGGCUCCUACGCACGUUCCCCGGAACGCCGUGGCUGUCCCGCGAAGGCUGAAGGGAGUGUGGCCGUCGCCUGUGUGUGAAACCCCCGGAGAGGCGCCAUGCCUCGGUAUGCGCAGCUCGUCAUGGGCCCCGCGGGCAGCGGGAAGAGCACCUACUGUUCCACCAUGGUUCAGCACUGUGAAGCCCUCAACCGAUCUGUCCAGGUAGUCAACCUGGACCCAGCGGCAGAACACUUCAACUACCCUGUCAUGGCUGGUCAGAUUGAGCUCUACACCCACCUGCCUGUCAUGAAGCAGCUGGUCCAGCAGCUCGAACAGUGGGAGUUCCGAGUGUGCGGAGUGUUCCUUGUUGAUUCUCAGUUCAUGGUGGAGUCAUUCAAGUUUCUCUCCGGCAUCCUGGCAGCCUUGAGUGCCAUGGUUUCUCUAGAGAUCCCACAGGUUAACAUCAUGACGAAGAUGGACCUGCUGAGUAAGAAAGCCAAGAAGGAGAUUGAGAAGUUUCUAGAUCCAGACAUGUACUCUCUGAUAGAGGAUUCAACUGGUGACUUAAGAAGCCAAAAGUUUAAGAAGUUGACGAAGGCCGUGUGUGGCCUGGUGGAUGACUACAGCAUGGUCCGCUUCCUGCCGUACGACCAGUCAGACGAGGAGAGCAUGAACAUCGUGCUCCAGCACAUCGACUUCGCCAUUCAGUACGGGGAGGACUUGGAGUUCAAGGAGCCGAGGGAGCAAGAAGAGUCCUCCUCCAUGUUUGAUGAGUAUUUUCAAGAACGGCAGAAUGAGUGAGGUUGACUACGGACGAAGCCACCAUUCCGCUCGUGGCCCAGUGCUCUCCUGGAGGAUUAACCGCGGGAAGCCGCUGCUGCGUCUGGGAAGAGCGCUGGGCUCUAGGCUGAGCCGCUGCGUGAGCGAGCGAGUGAGCGAGCCUGGCUUGUGCUCUGAGCUCUGAAACUGCUGCUCUUUCAGGAGACCUUAUCCCGACACUAUUGUUUGGAUAUUUAAAGAAAAUCAAAGUAGAAAUUAAUGCACAAAGACUUGUAUAUAAUAUAAACUAACCUAGCCACACACGUAUAUCACCAGUGUGUGUGUGUAUGUGUGCAUGCGCACACAAUUGGAGCCAAUGUAACCUCAUUUUUACAAUUGAAUAUUUUGUUUUUUGAGGGCUCUUCUUUUGAUUUACUUGUUUGUUUUUGGAGAGGUACAAAUUAUUGUAACAAAAAACAUAGAUCUAUAUCAAAAUAAAAAAAAUUUGGAAGGAUAUACAUAAGUGUUAUUUUCACAAAUCAAACAUGUAUUAUUUAUACAAUUAAAGCUGAAAACUGUUUGAAAUGUAAA
Molecule: messenger RNA, 1427 nt
Organism: Mus caroli (Ryukyu mouse)
Lineage: Eukaryota; Metazoa; Chordata; Mammalia; Rodentia; Muridae
Source: RefSeq, a predicted model, not a curated record